AUGAAAGGGUUUAGGGUUAAAAUUGGUGCCAUGAAUAGGUCAGGGGAGAUUAUAAAGGACAACAUGCACUACUUAGAGAAUGAUAAACUCUUUGAUGCUUCACAGUAUGCUUUUUUUGGUCGACCUACUACUGAGAAAAUUGAGUUUGGGUGCUUAGAAGAAGAUGAAGAUAAUCCUUCAACUGGAGUUCUUGAUGAUGAAUGCCAUUUAUUUGACAGAGAAGAGUUAAACAAAUCAGUAAGCAGACCUAGACAUCCUGGAGUUAUUGGUGAUCGAGGGUCAGGAUCUAUUUCAAGAGAAAGUUCAUCUGCUUCAGUAGACCUACUAGAGUGGCUAGACCAACACAUCUCAGAUAUAGAAAGCAGCCAUGGAUGCAGAAGAUGUUCUUCACAAUCUCAUCUUCCUUCAGACCCUAAACCCUUAUACAGAGCUUCAUCAUACCCUACAGAAAAACACUAA
Molecule: messenger RNA, 459 nt
Organism: Lactuca saligna
Lineage: Eukaryota; Viridiplantae; Streptophyta; Magnoliopsida; Asterales; Asteraceae
Source: the annotation of a GenBank genome assembly